Molecule: messenger RNA, 803 nt
Organism: Rotaria sp. Silwood2
Lineage: Eukaryota; Metazoa; Rotifera; Eurotatoria; Philodinida; Philodinidae
Source: the annotation of a GenBank genome assembly
AAGAAAAAAAUCUUGAACAAUAUGCUGAUAAAAUUCGAACAAAUAAAGCUGAAUUAGCUAAACUUGAUAAUCCAAUACGUUUUGUUAUAAAACAAAUUGACAAUGAUACACCAUUAACAACAAUUCCACGGGAAUAUAAUGAUUGUUUUUUAACAGUUAUUACUCGAACAGAUCCAUUACAUAAAUCAGAUUUAAUAAGUGAACUUGUUCGAGAUAAACUUUUACAAGAUGUUAAAUCAAAUGCAUUAGAUAUAAGUUAUUUUCCUGGUGGUAUUAAUUAUGAUUUACCACAUGAAGAAAUUGAUGAAAAUGGUCAAAUGAAAAUUGAAACAUAUCAAAAAUUAAAAAAACGUUUAAGUCAUCGGAAAAUUUGGUAUUUUAGGGAACCACCAGAAAAAAAACCUAAUGCUCUAUUAGAAAUUCUUCCAUUUGAUUUAUCAAUUAAUAUAAAUCAUCAACAUUUACUUGAUUAUAUUUAUGAUCAUUUAAAAAAUCUUUCAAUUGAUGAAAUUUUUGUUAAAAACGAUCAAAUUUUAUCAAUUGAAUUUAUGCCAUUAAGUUGUAUAUUAAAUUCAAAUGAUAUUCAAAAUCAAUUUAUUAUUGAUUGUCAUUCAAUCGAAAUAAAACAUAAAUUAAUCGAAAAACCAAUGAAAAUUUCUUUUAAUAAACAAUCAUUUACAAUUGAAUUACGUUCUUAUGAUGAUUAUAUGCAUAAUGAAUAUGAUAAAUCAAUUAAAGCAGAAAAAUAUAGAGAAUUAAUCAAAAAUCAUGAUCAAGCUAUUAAACGAACAUCAACCAAAUAA